GGCUGCCUCACGAUGUUUCCAUGGCCUUCUCCGGGGGCCCCUCGUUUCAAUUGCCCGUCUGGUGGCGCUAGGAGUGCCACGCCCGCCGUGCCUCCCUUCGCGGACGAGAUGCCCCAAUUGACGGGCCCCGUGCCCAACGCGCGCGACCCCGCCUGCCAACGCCGGGCCGCGAGCCCAUCCUUCACCCUGAGGUCCGACACGAGGAACAGUUGGCGGGUCAGCCGCUCUGCGCACCCAACCAAAGCCAACUGUGACGCCCGCCCAAGCUCGACUUCGCCCGUCCGCCGUGACACUGCGCGCUCGUCCUUCUCGGCCCACACCGUCUUCAGCGUGCGCGUUGUUCUCCUAGUGCUUGUCCUCCAGCUGCUAGCCCCGCGCCUCCCUCACGAGAUCCUGCGCCUUUUCACCACAAAGCAGCAUUGGCACGUUACAUCGCCGGACGUCACUCCCCGCGAGCCCCUCCUCUUUAAAGAGCCUCCGGUCUGCCCGAAGCCGUCCCCGAGAGUCGAAUCCGCUGGCACAUUCAACACGGACACUGAGCGCAGCAUGGCGUUAGCAGAGCAGGCUAAGCGCGUCGCCGCAGAGUUUGAGUUUGGGCCCGAGGCCGUCAACAAGGCCGUCAAGGAGUUCAUACGGGAAAUGCAUGAGGGCCUUCAGAAGUAUGGAACCGAGCUGAGCCAGAUCCCGACCUACGUCACCGCGGUGCCGAACGGAACUGAGAAGGGCCUCUACAUGGCCGUCGACCUCGGCGGCACCAACUUCCGCGUCUGCUCGAUCCAAUUGCACGGCAACACCACCUUCUCCCUCACCCAGAGCAAGGUCAAGAUACCAAACGAGCUCAUGGUUGCGAAGACGGCCAAAGAGCUCUUCGCCUUCCUCGCCAAGCAGAUCGAGAACUUCCUCAAGACACACCACGGGGAGCACUACGGCGCCACACUCAAGCGCCGCCAGACUGGAGGCAACAUCAAGGAGGAUGAGAUAUUCAACCUGGGUUUCACCUUCUCGUUUCCGGUGCAGCAAAUCGGCAUCAACAAAGGCUUGCUCAUGCGCUGGACUAAGGGCUUCGAUAUCGCGGAUGCCGUUGGAAAGGACGUGUGCGCCCUGCUCCAGGCGGAGAUUGAUGCGCUGCAUCUUCCGGUCCGCGUAGCCGCUUUGGUCAACGACACAGUGGGAACCCUCAUGGCGCGCUCGUACACCUCGCCUGGCAAGACCGGAACUCUGCUCGGUGCCAUCUUCGGAACCGGAACCAACGGCGCGUACGUUGAGAAGCUGGACAAGGUGAAGAAACUGCUACAGAAUCAGGACGCCGGAGAGUACGACAAGUCAACUGGCGACAUGAUCGUCAACACCGAAUGGGGCUCGUUCGACAACUCUCUACGGACUCUUCCAAACACACCCUACGAUAUCGAACUCGACGCCAAGUCUGUCAAUCCUGGUAUUCAGAUGUUUGAGAAGCGCGUGUCCGGCAUGUUCCUCGGAGAGCUCCUGCGUCUCGCGCUCGUUGGCCUGCUCAAGGACCCUUCGUUCCCCCUGUUCAGGGAUGAGAACUCAGCGCAGAACGACGUCCAUAGCACCACGCAGAUCUACGAAAGCAGCCCGAUAUGGGAGCAAUGGGGCAUUGACACCAGCUUCUUAAGUAUUUGCGCCGGCGACAACAGCCCAGGGCAUAGGAUGCUGCGGCAGACCUUGGACAAGGAUUACGGUAUCUCAGCCGUGAGCGCCGAAGACGCAGAAGCAGUGCGGGAGAUCGCAGGCGCUAUAGGUCGUCGCGCAGCUCGUCUCUCCGCGGUCCCUAUUGCAGCUAUCGUCCUAGAAACCGAUCGCCUAAAGGGCCCGACGGGAACCGCAACGACAGAAAAGAAGGAAGGUAUCGAGCCGGCGCGAGGCAGCGCGGAUCUGGCAGAGGAGGACAUCAUCGAUAUCGGCGUUGACGGCUCACUGGUAGAAUUCUACCCCAACUUUGAAGACCACAUUAGGCAGGCGCUGCGGGAGAUAGAGGGUAUUGGAGAGGAAGGAGAGAGGAAGAUUAGGAUUGGUAUUGCGAAGGAUGGUUCGGGUGUCGGUGCAGCGCUGAUUGCGCUUGUAGCGGGGAGGGUAGUAGCGAGCACGGAGGAGAGUGACUAGAGG
Molecule: messenger RNA, 2127 nt
Organism: Trematosphaeria pertusa
Lineage: Eukaryota; Fungi; Ascomycota; Dothideomycetes; Pleosporales; Trematosphaeriaceae
Exons: 4
Coding region: 13-2124 (703 amino acids)
Biological process (GO): glycolytic process; glucose 6-phosphate metabolic process; intracellular glucose homeostasis
Cellular component (GO): mitochondrion; cytosol
Molecular function (GO): fructokinase activity; mannokinase activity; D-glucose binding
Source: RefSeq, a predicted model, not a curated record